AUGUAUGUAAUACAACAACCACAAAGGUCACAGGAAGUCCAGUACAAUUAUCCCUUACGACAACCACAAAGGUCGCAGGAAGUCCAGUACAAUUAUCCCAAACAACAACCACAAAGGCCACAGGAAGUCCAGUACAAUUAUCCCAAACAGCCAAAAACAUCACAGGACAUCCAGUACAAUUAUCCCAUACAUCAACCACAAAGGUCACAGGAAGUCAGGUACAAUUAUCCCAAACAACAACCACAAAGGUCACAGGAAGUCCAGUACAAUUAUCCCUUACAACAACCACAAAAGGUCACAGGAAGUCAAGUACAAUUAUCCCUUACAACAACCACAAAGGUCACAGGAAGUCCAGUACAAUUAUCCCUUACGACAACCACAAAGGUCGCAGGAAGUCCAGUACAAUUAUCCCUUACAACAACCACAAAGGUCGCAGGAAGUCCAGUACAAUUAUCCCUUACAACAACCACAAAGUUCACAGGAAGUCCAGUACAAUUAUCCCAUACAACAACCACAAAGGUCACAGGAAGUCUAGUACAAUUGUCUCAUAUUAAAACUAUGAAGGUCACAUGA
Messenger RNA from Ylistrum balloti, 573 nucleotides. RefSeq names its product activating signal cointegrator 1 complex subunit 2 homolog. Lineage: Eukaryota; Metazoa; Mollusca; Bivalvia; Pectinida; Pectinidae. The transcript has a single exon. The record is from RefSeq and is a predicted model, not a curated record. The coding region runs from base 1 to 573 and encodes 190 amino acids.